AUGGCCGUCUUAACAUAUCUCGAAUUAAAGAAGCAUAGUAUCUCUCAAUUAUUUUAUCGUCACGCGAAGUUUUGCGCAACUCACCAAGUUUACGUUAUAGUUGCAGCAAUUUUUUUAGUUUUACCUUUAUGCUAUCCUGCACUUAAUGCAUAUUAUCUAAAUCCUCUUAGUGACGUUCCAACUUUUUACUGGGAAUUACCUUCAUCUCGUGUGCCAAUCUCGAAAUCUAGCUUCAAACAAAAAUGCGGUACUCAACCUUCUUUACACGUAGAAAGUAUUAUAAUUAAAACCGAAGGUUUUAGAGAUAACAAUUACCGUCGAUCUACUACUGAUGGUACAAAUGUUUUGGAAAAAAAUUUGUUUCUGUGGACACUUCAAUUGCAAGAAAGGCUUUCAAAUACUGUAGUAAUAUAUCCACCGAAUAAAACUUCACCACUUAUUUCACGUCAAGAACCUGAAAAAUACACCCUUUCUAGUUUAUGCUUUAAACCAAACGGUGAAAGUCGUUGUUUAGUUCAUUCGCCUAUUGAAUUUUGGAACUACGACGCAGAGUUACUUAUGAAUGAUAAAGAUAUCUCAAAAACUCUUUCAGAAGCAAACGAAGUUUCUUCAUUUAAGAUACCUAUUCCUUUGAAAUCCGUUUUUGGCAACCCUGUAUAUGAUAAAUUAACUGGAAAGAUUGUUAGUGCGGAUUCAAUUAUUUUAACUUACUAUUUAGAUGGUAUGGGCGAAUGUGCUGAAGAUCAAACUUUAGCUAUUUGGGAUUUACUUUGGAAUCAAGUGAUGAAUGCAAAUGAUACUUGUCAUAUCGUUGGUGAACGCAUAAAAGGUUUCGAUAUAGAUUUUAAAGAUACCUCAACUCAUAUAGUUUUUGACUUUAAUCGCAGUAAGGAGUUUCCGGCAGAAUUCUUCAUCCUCGCUCUUGAACAUUUAGUUGUAUUUCUUUACAUUUCACUUUCUCUUGGACGACUUAAUUCUGUAAAGUCAAAAUUUGGUUUGGCAUUUUCAACCGUGGUCCAAGUAUUUGUCUCUUUCGUCAUCUCACUUAGCGUUUGUUCUCUCUUUGGUGUCACAUUAACGCUUGUAUCUUGGCCUUUUGUUCUUGUAAUUGUUGGCGUUGAGAACAUGUUUGUUUUGACUAAUGCCGUUACCUCGACUUCAAUGGAAUUGGAUGUUAAAGAGCGUGUUGGAAAAGGUCUUGAAAAAGUUGGAGUCUCAAUGACAAAAGCUUUAUUUUCUAAAAUAUUAUUGGUGGCGUUGAUUUGUUCAGUGACAAAUAUUAAUUCCGUUCAAGAAUUUUGUAUUUUCACAUCUGUUGCAAUGAUUGUUGAUUAUCUUCUUCAGAUGUCAUUUUUCAUCACCACAUUAUCUAUCGAUCUUCGAAGAUUAGAGGCUCUUAUUCUCAUGGCAUCAGCGACAAGUUUAUAUCAGGAAAAUGGAGAUUUGACAAGUAUUUUAUCCUCAAUUAAAAAUAUGAUGGUCGGUUCAAAUCAGAGUGCUUUCGAAAACAAUGUUACCACCAAUACUUUUUAUGAAACUCCGACUGCUGUAUAUGCUGAAGCUUUCUGGAAUGUUGUAAAUCCGAAAAGAAUAAAUCGGUAUUUUGAAAUUAGAAAUCCAAGAAAAUUAACACUUUUGUGGACGUUGAAACAAAUAAAUCAUUUAGUAGAGUCAGAAAAUCCAACAGAAUCGACUGAAUUAUUAGGAUGGAAAUUACUUAUUAGAUCAAUGAUCAAAAAUUUUGUAUUCGGUUUGAAGUUUAUCAUCCUUCCCGCGUUUGGAAUUUUUCAUGCGACUUCUUCCUUGGUGCGUCGUUUGGUAUCUUCAGAUCAAAUUGAUAAAGGCGAAACUUCUAAUGGUGGUAAUAAUGCGAACAAGAUUCCUUCAUUGGCCAGAGUUGUUACUCUGCGCGGUCGUCAUUCUGCUGAUGUUAGCUUGCUUUGUGCUAACCCUAAUGGUAUGAUUAUUUCAACUGCUACGGAUAAACAUAUCACUUCAUGGGAUGGAAAACAAGGUAAUUCAAUGAAAAAGCUCGAGAGAUAUAUGCGUAAAUGCGACUCAUGUAAGUGUGGUAUCACCGGAGGAAUGAAAAAAUGUAUAUCGUGGCCUGUUAGGGCCAUGUGUAUGAGUGAAAAGGUUGAACUUGCUGCUGCUGGAUUUGAAGAUGGUGUUGUGAGAGUUUGGGAUAUUAAUUCUGGACAGGCGACGUAUAUUUUAAAGGACACUGUCGAAGAUGUAGAAUCAGUUAUGUCUGCGGUGAGCGGAAAUACAGCGAAAGAACGAGUUACAUGUUUACAAUUUGUCGUUCCGACAUCUUCAUCUUCAAUACCACAGACACCUACUUAUGAACUAAAUUAUAUGAAUUUCACGACCAGACCAAUAUCAAUCCAGCAAGCCCCGUCUAUUCUACUUGCUACUUAUCGUAAUGGUUAUUUCCGGGAGUGGGAUUUAGUUUCGGGACAGAUUGUUCAUACAAUAGCCACUAAUCAGAAAGGUGGCAUAAAUUAUCUGUGUGUUGUAGACGAUGGUGAAUUAGACUAUAAUCAAGAUGACUUGUAUAUUUUCACGGGUGCACGUGAUGGAUCUGUUAAAUGUUGGGUUCGGAAAGUUUAUUAUCCUGAGAAUGAAUCAAAUAUUACUAUUAAUCCUUAUGGUGUUCUCAAGAGUCGAUGGAAGUCAAUUUACACAAUACCUGGUGAACCAGGAAAUGCUAUAACGUGUAUAGCUACUAAGGUGGUAAAAACUGUGAACAACACUUAUGGGGUGGUUAUUACGGGUGCGUUAGAUGGAGAAGUGAGAGUUUACGAUUACAUUAAUGGUAAGCCUAUAGCUAUAUUAAGUCGAGGUACAAUAUCUAAGCAAAGACGUGAAAAAGAAAGAGAGCAACAAUUAUUACAAAAAAGUAUCGUAAUCAAUUUACUAAAACAAGAAAGUUGCCCUUGUGGUAAUACAGAAUAUGGAGGGUUUUCAAUAGUCACCUCCUCUGCUGACGAAAAAGUGCACGUAUGGCAUUUAGUUAGAAAUGUUAUGGAUUGUACAUGUAUGGCAUUACGGGUAGAAAAUAAUUUACAAAAUAAUGUUACAAAUAAUGCGCCUGUUGGGCUCCUUCAACAAAAAGAUGUAGCUGAAUGGGAUGGUGUCGUCUCUUAUCAUUCUAAAUUUAUUGGAAGAGUUUGCCAACCUGGCGGAACAGCAAUUGUAUUAUUAAGAGAUAAUAUAGUUGGAGUAAGGAAGGUUAAACAUUCAUUAGCAUCAAAACAUGGUAUACCAAGAUGUCAUGGAGCAGAAGGAGAAUGGGAAAUGUGGAUGUUGGAAAUUAAUGACCCAAGGGUUAUUGAAUCUACUCAAGAUGGGCAAGAGAAUUCCGACAACGAAGUUGAUGUUGUUGAAUUAUUAGUGCGAACUAUUCCUUUAGUUAGUGAAUCAGAUUUAUUUACUGAACAACAACAAAAAAAGAAAAAAGAAGCACUUAAACGAAGAGAUAAAGAAAAAGAUACACAAGGUCAAGUAGUUGAUUAUCGACAAAAAAGUCAAAGACGACGUGGUAGCGUAUUACAUCGAGUAUAUCCAAAUAAUGUAAAUAAUGAAAGACCAUUAUCAUUGUUAGAAGAGGAAGAUGAAAUGAAUGAAAUUUUGCCUUUUGUUCAUGUUAGGCAAGUAGUUAAAAUUGGUGAUUAUGGUGUUGCGGCUGCGUAUGGUAAUUUUGUUAAAGUAGUUUUAUUUGAAGAAUCAGGUGAUUAUGAAAUCGGUAAUUUAUAG
Messenger RNA from Funneliformis mosseae, 3759 nucleotides. NCBI's taxonomy places the organism in Eukaryota, Fungi, Glomeromycota, Glomeromycetes, Glomerales, Glomeraceae. The record is from the annotation of a GenBank genome assembly.